AUGCCUCGGCUGUAUAAUAUAAAAAAUAAGAAAAGGAUUAGGAUGAUAUUUCCAGCAAAAGAUUUUGAAACAUGUGCUUGUGAAAAUGCCGACUUACCUCCCUGGACUGGUGAACUGCAUGGACUGAGCCAGGCAUUACUUUCAAAGACGCGUAAGAUGAAGGUAUUUUGGUGGUGUGUAAUGGUGGUAUGCAUAACGUGUGGUACAACCACAACCGUAUUAGUUAUUGUUGAGUAUCUACAAGGUCCUACAGCAACAUCAACAACAAUCCGCUUGGUCAAUUCAUUGGAAUUACCCGCAGUAACUAUAUGUCCAAAAGUGCCGGAUGCAUUCAACGCAAUUGGACUUUUGGCUGAUAUUCAGCAUGCUGUACCAGCAUUAGCACGUUCAGAGGCUCUUAAUCUUGUUCGGUUUUGGAUUGGUGGUUAUGGGCUAGAAAAUAUGGAUGCUUUGUCAAAUUUUAAUAGUAGCUAUUUGAACCAGCUUAAUGAAUAUUAUCAAAUUUGGUCACGCGGCUAUGAUAUCGAUGGAUUCUUUCACACGAUGCAGAGUAAAUACGGUUAUCGAUGUAAUGAGUUAUUUCAUUCAUGUUCGCUGGGCGGCAUUACACACGACUGCUGUAAUGAUAUUUUUAAAAGGAAAAUUAUGAUGAGACGUGGAAUUUGUUACACUUUGAGGCGAGGGGUUAAUCAGACAGAAGCAGACGAUAUGGGUCGUCUAGUGUUAAGUAUGAAAGCUCCACCCAGCAUUACAACACAACGUUCAAAUUACGUCCAGGACCAAAUUAUUGUAUAUGUGACGGAUAAUUAUGAUAAAAUACUUGAUUUCCCACGAUUUUACCUUUAUCCAAACCAGUGGAAUAGAAUACGAUUUACAGCAAGAUACCUGGAACUAUUAAAACAGGAGAAAGUCUGUACAAACGAGAUUGCUGGCAAAGAUACAGAAUGUAUCAUACGGCGGUGGUUGUUAACAAAUGUAGUUUAUCCCUACAAUUGCACUCUGUCUUAUUUAAAUAUAUCAAAAAUCCCAAUAUCGAAUGUAAGUAUCGCUAACGAUUAUUACAACGCCAUUCAGUUGGUAUGGACUUCAUCAACUGUUAAAGAAACGUGUAUACCGGGAUGUAAACGAUGGGACAAUCAAAUAUCACUGCAGCAAACAAAAGCUUUGGAACCUUUUAAAAAAUACGCGUUCAAUUUAGAAAUUUCAUUUAACGACUUACAGUAUGAAUACGUCAAGGAAGUUUACACGAUAAGUGUCCCUGGCUUUAUGUCUCAAAUAGGUGGACAAUUCGGUUUUUUUCUUGGGCUUUCAAUUAUAACAUUCAUACAGAUGACACUUUAUGCAGUUCAUUACUGCAUAACAUUAUUCUACAAAAAAACUUCUCGUUAUAUCCGAACAAUAUCAGAAAUUCGUUCUAGAGCAGGUAGAAGAAACUCUGUUAAUUCCGUUGUGCACGGUUACACAAAUGCAUCAAUAGAUCCGUAA
Enterobius vermicularis (human pinworm) is the source of this 1485-nucleotide messenger RNA. The record is from the annotation of a GenBank genome assembly. NCBI's taxonomy places the organism in Eukaryota, Metazoa, Nematoda, Chromadorea, Rhabditida, Oxyuridae.